CACCGCACACUUGUUGCUUCUUUCUUGGACAGAGCGAACGGUGAUGUGGAUAAUAUAUUUGUGGCUUGAUUCAUCGUUAGUUUGAUCGAGAAUAAAACAUCGCUUAGGAUUACAAGUCAAGUGAAUCAGCCGAUCGGCUUCGUCUCCGGUAGACGUACCAAAAGCAUGGCCACCUUGUCGGGCGUCCCGAUGUAAUAGACAUUUUAGACAGCGAGGAAGCGAUGACCCAAAGAGAAGAUGCUCUUAAGUUCGAAACUGCGCGCAUCAAAGCGCUGCAGGAAGAGCGACUACACAUCCAAAAGAAGACCUUCACCAAGUGGAUCAACUCCUUCCUGUCAAAGGCUCGGAUGGAGGUGGAAGAGCUUUUUACAGACUUAUCCGACGGAAAAAGACUGCUGAAGCUGCUUGAAAUCAUCUCUGGCGAGCGCUUAGGAAAGCCGAACAAUGGGCGUAUGCGAGUGCACAAGAUCGAAAAUGUGAACAAGAGUCUCGCCUUCCUCCACACAAAGGUGAGGCUGGAGAGUAUUGGCGCCGAGGACAUAGUGGAUGGCAACCCUAGACUCAUUCUCGGCCUCAUCUGGACCAUAAUCCUUAGAUUUCAGAUCCAAGAGAUUGAAAUUGAAGUUGAGGAGGACAAUGAGUCAAGUGAAAAGAGAUCCGCCAAGGACGCGCUUCUGCUGUGGUGCCAGAGAAAAACAUCAGGCUACCCUGGAGUCAAUAUACAAGAUUUUUCAAAUUCAUGGCGUUCUGGUCUGGGCUUCAACGCACUCAUCCAUUCUCACAGGCCAGACUUGAUUGAUUUCAACAAAUUAUCUGCGGGCAGACACAUUGACAACCUGAAUUAUGCCUUCGAUGUGGCGCAAAAUGAACUGGGCGUGCCGAGAUUGCUCGACGCUGAAGACAUCGACACCCACCGACCAGAUGAAAAAUCCAUCCUUACCUAUGUGGCCUCCUAUUACCACACUUUUGCCAGGAUGAAGACGGAAAUGAAGUCUGGAAAAAGAAUUGCUAAUAUCCUGGGCCAAGUUUUGGAUUCAGAAAAGAGGAAGGCUCGAUAUGAACUUCUUAGCUCAAAUUUGCUUGAUUGGAUCAGAACCCAGAUAGCAGAGCUCAAUGACCACUCGUUCCCUAACUCUUUAGAGGGCGUUCAAAGUUUGAUGCUUGCCUUCAAACAGUACAGAACACUGGAAAAACCAAUGAAAUACCAGGAGUUGAAUGAAAUUGAGAUGCUUCACUUCCACAUCAAUACCCAGCUAAAAUCCCUGCAGCAGCCAUUAUUUGUUCCUCUGGAUGGUCAGCUCAUUCAGGACUUACAGCGAGCUUGGGAAAAUCUUGAAAAGGCUGAAAAUAGGAGAGAGACUGCGCUUAGGACAGAAUUGCAGCGGCAAGAACGAUUAGAGCAGCUUGCUUAUAAAUUUGAGAGAAAGCGAAUCUUGAGAGAUGGAUAUCUAAAGGAGAUGAUUCAAGUCCUUUCUGACCCCCGAUACGGAUCCAACUUGGCUCAUAUAGAUGCCACUGUGAAAAAACAUGAGGCUAUCAGUGCAGAUAUUCAUGCCAGGGAAGAGCGAUUUAAUGAUUUGACUAACAUGGCUGAAGAGCUAGUGAAAGAAAAAUACCACGGCUGUGAACAAAUUGUGGAAAAGGAGCAAGAGGUUAUGAAAAGAUGGAAAGAACUUCUUGACCUCUUGGACAAACACAAAACGUCCCUGGCAACCAUGUCGUGGCUUAUGUCUACUUUACGGGAGAUUGAUACAUUAAUUGGAACUAUCGAUGAACUAGCAGCUAGCUUCCAGAGCAAUGAUGUUGGGAAUCAUUUGAUUGCUGUAGAAGACCUUUUGCAGAUUCACGCCCUCAGCGAGCUCCAAGUCAACUCCAUCGGUGAAGCUCAAAGGAAACUGCACAGGCAAUCGCAGAAUUUCCUCAACUCUGGCCACAAGGAAGCGCCAGUUCUGCAGAAACAACUGAAACAGUUUGAUGCGGCGUACACACGACUCCAGGAGCAAAUGGCUCAGAGGAGGACCCGUCUUGAAGACGCCAGGACUUUCUUUCAAUUCAUUCAAGACCACGAAGAAGAAGAGGGGUGGAUUAUUGAGAAGGGUAGAAUUUGCCAGGCAGAGGUGACUGCCAAGGACCUGCGAGCUGUCCUCAGCCUGCAGCAAAAACACAAAGCCCUGCAGGCUGAACUGAAAGCCAGGAGGCCUAAAUCUGAGCAGUUGGUUUCGGCUGGCAAAAGAUUGGUCGCUGACAAGCAUCCAAUGAGCUCAGAAAUUGUUUCAAGGACAGAAGCACUACAUGAGUUGUGGAGCAACUUAGAGCAGCUUGCUGCCUUAAAAAGUGCCAAAUUGGAGGACGCAGCCAAAGCAUACCAGUUUUACGCUGAUGCAAACGAAGCUGAGUCAUGGUUGAAAGAAAGGCAGGCGCUGGUUGAAUCAAGGGACUUGGGCCAAGAUGAGCCAAGUGCUCAAGCACUGCUUCAGAGACACAAAGACCUUGAGGGAGAACUUAGCUCCUAUCAGGGUGAUGUUGACACUCUCAAUGCUCAGGCUGAUGCUCUUUUAAGCGCAGGGAUCACAAAAUUAGAGCUGUUGAUGCCAAGUGAAAUGGAGCCUGAGAAAAUCGUAGAAGAGUGGACUCAAGAAGUGAGAACUGUGCCACAAGAGGUCUGGGUGGAGGAAGAGAUUGAGAAAGUCGAGCCCAAGACUAUCAUUGAGCAACGUUCAGUACCUCAAGUAAAAGCCUUGUACCCAUUCAGUGGUCAGGGAAUGUCCAUGGUCAAAGGAGAACUGAUGUUUCUUCUGGAGAAAACAAACAGUGACUGGUGGCAUGUGCGCAGAGCUGGAGGUCAAGAUGGAUUUGUACCAGCGAAUUAUGUUCAGGAGGUCGAACCUAAAGUCAUUCAGGUUCAAGUAAGACGGCCUGAAAAAGUAAAAGUGAAGCAAAAGGUCAAGAAAAUUCAAAUGGUCCAGCAGACUGUGCCUGUGAGAAAGCAAGUCAAGCAGCCUCCUCGUCCCAAAAGACGGUCGUCAGUUGAAGACGCAGGUGUUGAAAAGAGACAGAAAAAGAUCAAUGACACUUACGACAACCUCAAAGAGCAAGCCAAAAGGCGGAGAACGUUGCUUGAAGAUGCCAUUAGACUGUAUGGAUUCUACAGAGAGUGCGACUCUUUUGAGAAGUGGAUGAAGGAUUGCGAGAAAAUGCUCAAGAGUGAAGAGCCAUCAGAUAAUGUGGAUGCUGCCCGAAGGCAAUAUGAGAAGUUCCUCACAGACAUGAGUGCCAGCGGUCGCAGGCUAGAAGACAUUGACAAGGCUGUCAAGGAAUUUGCAGCUCAAGGCCACAACAGUUUGGCUGAAAUCAAAGCACGGCAAAGGCAGAUCCAUUCAUUGUGGGACCAUCUGAACAAGCUUAGAGCUGAGCGUGAGAAGAGUUUAGAAGGAGCAUCCAGCGUAGAGCUCUUCAGGCGUACUUGCGAGGAAGCCAAAGACUGGAUGGUUGAGAAAAUGACUCAGCUAGACUCUGAUGAGCUAGGUCCGGAUCUGAAAACUGUUCAGGCUCUGCAGAGGCGUCAUGGCAACCUUGAACGAGAGCUGGCGCCAGUGCAGGACAAGGUCGAGCGAGUCAACCUUUUAGCGGCCUCUGUUAAAAAUAACUACCCUAACGAGAAGGACAAUGUUAACGCCAAACAAAAAGAAAUCCAAAACCUCUGGGAGAAGGUCAAGACAAAGGCGUUAGAGAGGCGCACUCGCCUAGAAGAUGCUGUUGGUCAGCAGAUUUUCAUCAACAGUUCCAAGAGUCUGCUUGGCUGGCUCAGUGGCACCAAAGAGAAGCUGAAAGCAGAGGAACCCGCCAAGGAUGUUCAGACUGCUCAAAAUUUGAUAAAGGAGCACAAAGAUAUGAUGGACGAUAUUCAAGCUCACAAGGAUGAGUUUGUUGAGGUUUGCAAGUUGGGAAGGCAGCUCAUGGCAAGACCGAAUAGCGAGAGGGCUUUAAUUCAGGACUACAUUGCCAGACUGAAUGAAGGUCUUUCUGGAGUUCAAGAUGAUUGGGCUGCAAAGCAAACUCGACUUGAGCAAGGGCUGGCAUUGGCCCAGUUUAACAGAGAGGCUGACCAGAUUGACGCCAACACGAAAAGCCAUGAAGAGUUCCUUAAGUUUCCUCAACUUGGAGGAAACAUUGAUGAUGUUGAGGCUUUGCUGAGGCAACAUGAGGACUUUGAAAACAAAUUGACUGCCCAAGAGGAACGUCUCAAAAAUUUUGUUACUUCAGCAGAAAAACUGGUUGAUGGAAACCAUUAUGACAAGGAUUACAUCAAAAACAGAAAAGAUGCAGUAAUAGCCAGACGAGCGAAAGUCAAACAACUUGCCAAUGAGAGGAGGGAAGCUCUAUUGGCAUCCAGGAGGUUCCAGCAGUUCUCUGGCGACGCUGACGAGCUCCGUGGUUGGCUAAAGGACAAGCUCAAGACCGCAACAGACGAAAACUUCCGAGAGUUAGCUAACUUGGAACGCAAGCUUCAAAAGCACGAGGCGUUUGAAAGGGAACUCCGCUCCAACCACAAUCGCAUUAGAGACCUUAAGAAAACAGGGGAUGCCUUGAUUUCGGAAAAGAACUACAGAUCUGCCGAUGUUAAGGAUGUUCUUUCAGAGCUUAAUCAAAAGUGGGACGAACUGACAAAGAUCUCGGCAGACAAGGGACGCAAGUUAAGACAAGCAGCUGCCCAGCACAGUUACAAUAGAACUCUUGAAGACGCCAAAACUCAUUUAGACAAGAUUGAAAGUAGCCUGUGUUCGCAAGAACUAGGCACUGAUCUACGAAGCUGCAAGGAGUUGCUGAAGAAACACCAGGCGGUGGAGACUGAAAUAUCUCAAUGGGAAGGAAAGCUUGCUGAAGUGAGCAAUUUGGGACAAGAAAUGGCCCACGAAGGUCAUUUUGAUGCUGACAACAUUUUGAAAGCAAGCAAAAAAUGCGCAAGCAGACUAGAAGCGCUAAAGGAGCCCGCCAAAAAGCGCAGACAAGAGCUAGAAGAAAGUCUCAAAUACCACAAAUUCAAGUUUGAACUUGAUGCUGAGAGACAGUGGAUUCAGGAGCAUUUGGCUUCGGCAAACGCGCAACCCUCUGUCGGAAGUCUGUAUGAAGCUCAGAGUGCACACAAGAAGCACGCAAAGUUGACUGCUGAAGUGUCAGGUCAUGGCCCCCACAUUGAGAAGACCUUGGCCUCUGGAGCUGUUCUAUCUCAACAGCCUCAUCCCGAAGCAGCCAAAGUUGGAGAGCUUUGCGCUGAACUAUCUUCUUUGUGGGGGAAGCUUAAUGAGCAAACAGUCAAGCGCGGCCGUGAACUGGAUUUGGCCCUGAAAGCCCAGCAGUACUUGUUUGAGGUGCAAGAGGUCGAAAAUUGGCUAUCUGAAAAGGCCGACAUGCUAGGCUCCACGGACUUUGGCCGGGACAGAGAUGCCACAACCAAGCUACUCACAAAACAUAAAGCUUUGGAGCUGCAGCUAGACUCAUAUGAUGGUAUCAUCAACGAAAUGUCAAGAACCGCCGGUGCCAUGGUCUCAGCAAAUCACCCAGACUCUAAAAUUUUAAAGGAGAGGCAAGCUGCGCUAACUAGGCAGCUGCAACUUUUGAUGAAGCAAGCCAGAGCGAGACAAAGCAAGUUGGUGGAAUCUUUGUGUGUCCAUGAGUACUUUGCGGAAAGCGCGGAGUUUGAGCAAUAUGUUAGAGACAAUGAGCAAAAUGCUCUCUCUGAAGACUACGGAUCAGAUUAUGAACACUUGCUGCUCCUGCAAGCUCGAUUUGAUGAUUUCCGACACCGCAUUCAGGGAGGCGCUGAAAGAUUUAAGUUCUGUGAAGAACUUGCUCGCAAACUGAAACUGGCUGAAGGUCCUGUGGCUACUGAUGUAGAAAACAAGCAAACGCAACUAAGCGAUGCAUGGAGCCGUCUCCUAUCUUUGAUUGAAACAAGAGAGCAGAAAUUGGCUGCAGCUGGCGAGAUUCAUAGAUUCCACCGAGAUGUGGCUGAAGCGCUAGCCAGAAUCCAGGAAAAAUCAGCAGCAAUUCCUGAAGAUAAAGGAAAGGACUUGAAUUCCGUUUUGGCCCUCAUCAGGAGGCAUGAAGGCUUUGAGAACGACCUUGUUGCUUUGGAGGCACAGCUCCAAGUGCUUGUUGAAGACGCGGCUCGACUAACUGCUCUCUAUCCUGGAAGCAACGCCAAACACAUUUCUGACCAGCAAGCAAUUGUCAUCGAAUCAUGGAACGAUUUGCAGAACCAGAGUUUGGCUCGUAGAGAAGAACUUGGAGCCGCAUGUGACCUACAAAGGUUCCUCACUCAAGCUCGCUCUCUUAUGGGAUGGUCCACUGGACUUCGUGCCACUUUGCUGGCUGAAGAACGAGUGAGUGAUGCUGCUGGAGCUCAGUCCCUUAAAGCACAACAUGAAGCAAUCAAGUCUGAAAUUGAGGCCAGGGAAGAAAACUUCAGGGCAAUAGUAGAAACUGGAGAAGCCCUUGCUCAAGGUGGACAUAGUCAAGCUCAAGAAAUCCAAGAUAGGCUUCAAGCCCUACUCGAGGAACGCCAAAAGCUACACACAGCGUGGCAGCAAAAGAAGGUGUAUCUUGAUCAGCUCAUUGACCUCCACUUCUUCCUCAGAGAUGCAAAGCAACUUGAAACUCUGAGCUCAGCCCAAGAGGUGGCACUCCAAAGCUCCGAAACUGAUGGCUCAGUAGAAGAAGUAUCUAGUGCUGCAAAGAAACAUGAAGCGUUUGAGAAACUGCUUGCAGCUCAGGAAGAUAAAUUUGCGUCAUUGAACGACCACUGCCAGAAACUCACUGCACAGAAUCACUUUGACAGUGAAAACAUUGGCAGCCGGCUCAAUACUGUUUUGGCUAAAAGGGAGAAAGUUAAGGAUCUUAGUGCCGACAAAAAGCUCAGGCUCCAAGAGGCUCUACUUCACGCCCAAUUUGUCAGAGAUGCUAAUGAGGCUGAAACUUGGAUUGCUGAAAAAAUGAAGGCUCUUGAAACUCAGGCCAACUUGACACAAGUGCCUGAUCUAGAGACUAAAAUCAAGAGACUGCAAAAACACCAAGCGUUCCAAUCUGAGCUUAAGCAGCAUCAAACGCAGAUUAAUUCUAUUACAAAUAAUGCCAAUACUUUGAUGCAAAGAAAACACAAGCAUGCCAGAGAUGUGAGAGCCCAGCUGGAUGGCCUGCUUAGCAAGUGGAAAGCUCUCUUGCAAGAGGCAGCCAACCAAGGUAGAGGCCUUGAAGAAGCGCAGGACAUUCUGGAAUUCAAUCUCCAGAGUGACAAGAUUGAGGCCUGGAUAAGAGACAAGGAGUUGCUAGUGAGCGCACAAGACACUGGCAGGGAUUACGAACACUGUGCUUCACUGCAGCGGAGACUAGAUGACGUCGACUCUGGCAUGAAGAUGGAUGAUGAACGACUCAAGAAUGUCAGCCAGCUUGCAGAUAAGAUCGUUGCCCAAGGCGCCUCACAAACCACACCCAUCAAACAACGAAAAGACCAGCUUAUCGCCAAGUGGAAGGGUCUUCAAGGAGCCCUUGGUCAGUUCCGAUCAAGACUCAGUGACGCUCUGGAAGUGCACGCUCUUGCCAGAGACGUUGCUGACACAGUGGCACGAAUCAAUGAAAAAUCCGCCCUGCUCAGUCUGAGUUCCUCCACCGCAGACACCGCUUCACUGCAGGCAACCGAGUUGAGAAAGAGAAAGCACCAGGCACUGCUCAGAGAUGUCUCUGCGAUUGAGGCAAAGAAGAAGGAACAUGAAAGCGAGGGGCGAAGACUGUCCAAUAAGUUCCCUGAACAUGCAGGCACAGUUCGAACACACCUUUCCACGCUAGAGUCUGCUUGGGAGGAACUGCAGUCUAAGCUGAGCGAGAGCCAGUCGCAACUUGAGGCAGCAUUGACCAAGCACCAGUUCCACUCUCAGCUGAGGGAUCUGGAAGCUUGGGCCGCACACAUGGCCAAAGACUUUGACACUGAUGAACUCCCACAAAACACUGCUACCGCUGAGAACUUAUUGCAGCAACACAAUGACAGAAAGGCUGAAAUUGAUGGCCGCCAAGAAGCGUUCCGCAGUCUGCGAGAGUUUGGCCAAAAGCUUGGAAUUGAUGAAGAACUGCCGCAUAUUGAAGAAGUCCGCCUCAGCUUGAGCUCUGCUUGGGAAGCACGGCGGCUGAGAUUGCAGGAAGCUCUUCAACUGCAGAAGUUCAAGGAAAUGGCUGAACAUGCCGAAUCUUGGCUCGCCAGCAAAGAAGCCUUUUUGGCCUAUGACGAUCUUGGGGACUCACUCGCUAGUGUUGAGGCACUCCUCAGAAAACAUGAGGCGUUUGAGAAAACUCUGAUCGCGCAGGUGGCCAAAGUCUCUGAACUAGAAAAACUUGCGAGAGACAUGAGCACUGCUAGCCACUUUGACUCAGAUGCUGUGCAGCAGAGAGUCCAAACUGUUUGCAAGAGGAGAGAAAAAUUGUGUGAAGCUGCAGCACUAAGGAAGAAACGACUCCUAGAGUCUAAAGACUUGCAGAUGUUCCUUAGAAGUUUGUAUGAAGUCGACAGUUGGCUCAACCAGAAGUUGCAGGUUGCGGGCGAUGGAAAUUACCUUGACCAGGUCAACUUGACCAGCAAGAUACAAAGACACCAAGCGUUUGAAGCAGAGCUUGCUGCCAACAAAGAUGGUUUAGCUUCAGUUUCAAGAGAGGGAGAGGCACUGGUGGCUCAGGGCCAUUUCGCCUCAAUGGAAAUUCAGAGUCAGCUGGCGGAAUUGGACGCCAAGUGGAGACGCCUCUUAGCAGAAUCAGAGCUGAAGCGAACUCGACUGAGAGAGGCUUAUCAGGCUUUGUUAUUUGGCCGCUCACUUGGUGAGCUUGAAACAUGGCUGGAAGAUUUUGAAGUACAGCUGCAGAGUGAAGACCAUGGAAGUGAUCUUAGUGCAGUCAACGCACUGGUGAGAAAGCAUGCUGCCCUCACCCAAGACUACUGGGCCAAAAGCAAUGACCUGGCUGAAUUGAAAGCCAACCCCCAGCACGCUGCCUUGCUAAGAGACAGUCAUGUGGCAGAAAAUUUGACUGGAAGAGUUGAAGCUCUAAAUUCAAGAUUCACUGCGCUCCAAGACUCGCUGCAAAUAAGGAAAGAAAACUUGGAUGACUCACAGUCUCUACAUCAGCUUUUGAGAGAUAUUGAUGAACAAAUUGUUUGGCUGAAUGAAAAGACGCCCCUGGCGUCUUCAGAGGAGCUUGGUUCAAGCUUGGACGAAGUGAAGGCUCUUCAAAGAAAGCAUCAAGCAUUGGAUGCUGAGGUUGCAUUCAGGGAACAAUUGAUUAGAGGAAUGGCCUCUCGUGGCCAAUCCCUUGUCAAAGGUGGUCACUUUGCCAGCCCGCAGAUUGAAAAGGCAGUCUCCAUUCUGCAAGACGGACUAAACCAGCUUAAGGAUGCUGCUAGUUUGAGGAAACUUAGACUUCAGGACGCACUGGAAGCCCAAAUGUUCUACUCAAGAGCCUCUGAGGUUGAGCAAUGGGUCAAAGAAAAAUUGCCCCUCGCGACUUCAGCUGACCUGGGUAAAGACGAGGAUGCUGUCGAUUCAAAUCUUAAGAAGUUGGAAGCCUUACUUAGAGACAUCCAUGAAUACACUGAUUCUGUCAACAAUUUGGACAAGCUUGGAGUUGCUCUACUUGAAAGAAAUCAUUUUGAUGAAGAUAACAUCAAGCUGCGAACACAGCAGAUUCAGAACAAAUUCGAGGAUUUGAGAAACAAAGCUGUGCAAAGACAGAAACUUCUUGAAUCUGCCAAGGUGGCCCAUCAGUUCCUUAGGGAAGCUAAUGACUUGGAGGAGUUCUUGAAUGAACAAAUGCAAAUUGCUGCCUCGGAGGAGUAUGGCAAUGACAUCGAGCAUGUAGAGCUGCUCAUCCAAAAGUUUGAAUCCUUCCUUUCAAACCUGCAUGCCGAAGAGGCUAGAGUUGCAUCUUUAAACAACGCUGCCAAGAAAGGACUCUCAAAGUCUGCCAAUAAUGCUGAUCGUGCCAAAGUUGAAGCUAAGCUUGACGAAGUUUUGACUCUUUACCAGGAUUUGAAGGAACUCGCAGCUGCCCGCCAGGAAGCAUUGGCUGGCGCUAAACAAGUUCAUAUCUUUGAUCGGACAGCCGAUGAGACCAUUGCAUGGGCCCAGGAGAAGACAUCUGCCAUGUAUGCCGAAGGCUAUGGCCAUGACCUUGAGUCAAUCCAAGCUCUGGUGCGGAAACAUCAAGGAUACGAAAGGGACAUGGAGGCGUUGAAAUCGCAAGUUGACACGGUCAACACUGAGGCCUCUAGGUUAAGUGCACUCUUCCCUGACGCCAAAGAGCACAUUGAUGCCAAAAAAGAAGAGCUGAACGACGCGUUCAUUGAACUUCAGACAGAGGCAAAGCUCCGCUGUGAAAAACUGCAACAGGCUGAAAAACUCCAAGCCUAUUUCGAUGAAUACAGAGACCUAAUGGCAUGGAUCAAUGAAAUGAUGGCAAAGAUUACCUCGCCAGACCUUGCCAGUGAUGUCCCAGGAGCCGAGUUGCUUAUUUCUAGGCACGAGGAAUACCAGCAAGAAAUGGGAUCUAGAAAUGACGCUUUUGCUGACUUCAUUGACACUGGAAAUAAGCUAAUUGAACAAGGACAUUUCCUCUCAAGUGAGAUCAGAGAAAGACUGUCAGUUUUGGAGUCAAGGAGGAAAUUGUUGACAGAAACCUGGGCCAGGCGCAAGUACAUUUAUGAUCAGAAUUUGGACACACAGAUAUUCAAACGGGAUGCAGAAGUGUGCGAAUCAUGGCUUAACGCUCGUGAGCCUGUCCUUAAUGACCCUGACCUAGGAGAAUCUAUUCCUGAAGUGGAAGAACUUAUUAGAAAGCAUGAAGACUUUGAGAAAACUGUUGAGGCUCAAGAGGAAAAAUUCAAUGCGCUCAGAAGGAUUACUUUGUUGGAGCAAGAAUUUACCAAGCAGAAAGAGGCAGAAGAGGAAGCGAAAAAGGCAGAGAAAGAACGGGCUGAGAAGGAACGACAAGAGUCGAGAAAGAGGGCUGAAAUCCAGAAAAUCACAGAACAGAGAAGGAAAGAAGACGAUAGGAGACGCGCUCAAGAAAUGCGAAAUGGUCAAGAUCACUAUCCACCUGUCAUUAAUGAGCCAAGCCAAGAGUCCAGUGGAUUUGGCUUGAGCAAGAGUGGCAGCUUCACUCAACUGUUCAACCAACGCAGGGCUACAGAUUUUGGUCUUGGUUUAGAGCCUCAUUCUCGGUUUGAAUUUCGCUAUCGGUUCGGGUCUGACCGAGUCAAACCGUCUUCAGAUAUCAAGCGAGCAGAGAGUAUGAAAGUAGAGAAGAAGGCUACCCCAGUGCGCAGAGUUCCCAGUUUCACCACCAGAAGAAGGACACAGAGCUUCAGGAGACCAGGGGCUGUUGAUAGCCCUGGACCAGGACCGGAAAACUUGCCACCUGUUGAGAUCCGUGGCAUAUUGGACAGAAAACACGAACUCAUGAGCGGUGGCAAGAGAGCUGCUAUUCGGUCAUGGAAGUCCUUCUACACAGUGUUAUGCGGCCAACUGCUUUGCUUCUUCAAGGACUUGGAUGACUUUGUCCAGAGCAAAGCAGCCGCUUCGCCCAUAAUCAUCUACAAGGCAAAGUGUGACAAGGCAGAAGACUACACCAAGAAAAAGCAUGUAUUUAGGCUGAGUGGUGCUGAUGGUUCCGAAUACCUGUUCCUUGCCAGCACUCAAAGCGAAAUGGAGGACUGGAUCAACAAAAUCAAUUUCCACGCAGAGCUGCCGCCUAAUUUACAACUCCUCAGCUAUGAAGAGUCUGGAAAGUCUCCUGGUGGGCGCCGCAUGUCGGUGGACUCUCAACAAAGUGCCGCUACCACUGGAGACGCAAGCAGCUCUGAAGAUGAGGUCGAUCACCACCACUUACAGCAAUCGUCAAGCAACAAUCUUCAUCCUCCAUCACACAGACUGCAGCCACCAUCAGAGAAGCCCCCUGUGCCUCCAAGGGGCCCGUCGACGCAAAGAAGCUCAGGUGAAUGGUCCCAACGAAGCACACUCCCAGCGUCUUACAGGCCAGAUGGUAGCUACGCUCCUGAACCAUCGCCAAGGUCGUCGCUCAAUUCCAGUCAUGACGAUGUGUGGUUGAGGAAAGAGGAAGGAGCAUUUGCACCACCUUUGCCAUCAUCUUUGCCUCCACCUCCUGCCAGUCGUCAGCCUUACCAGGCAGCCUACAACGUGUACGGAAAUCUCCCCCAAGGCCGCCCCACCAGUGUACCUGCCUUUCCACCCAACCUGAACAUCCCAGGCCAAAGUUCUUCGAGAACAUCUGUGUCUGAAUAUCCGCCUUCUGAAAAUGGAGACUCGUCAGGCAAAAAGUCGGAAAAGAAGCAAAACGUUCUGUCGAGCUUAUUCCGGAAGAAAAAGGCAACUCACCUCUAAGAAUGGAUACCUCUUAAUUAUUUCUGUUUUGAUUCAGUCAUUCUACAAUCACUUGAUUAGCUCACAUCUCUCAUUUAUAUAGGUAUAAAUAAAAUACAGUAUUUCUAUAUUCAGUAUCACACACCAAGAACUAGCUUUUGUGUACUAUAAUUUAAUAAAAGUAUGGAGAAGAAUUCGUUUUCUGUCUAACAAGUAACGAAUCGUCGAGAGUCGAAUUGCAUGCUUUGUGUUUACAUAAAAUAUAAUAAGCUACUACUGAAAUGUAUUAUUACCUAUAGAAAGUGUUUAAUUUAUUGUUAAAGAAACUCCCUAUUGUUUGCUUAAAUUUUAGUGGCCAUAUUUUCCAUUAUAUAUGUUCUUGACUACGUUCUUUAUAAUUGUAUGUAGUAAUUCAGAAUGAAUCUUUUCCUCAUUCAAGGGUAGUUGGGAUCAAAUAAAUUUAGUAGACCCCACCAGAAAUUUUACAAGGGACCCAAUGUGUAAAAGUUUUACAGUGUACUUGAGCAUAACACAUUAUAUUCACUGGAAAUAAAUUGCAUAUUAUAUACAUACAGA
Molecule: messenger RNA, 12989 nt
Organism: Cloeon dipterum
Lineage: Eukaryota; Metazoa; Arthropoda; Insecta; Ephemeroptera; Baetidae
Gene: kst
Product: spectrin beta chain, non-erythrocytic 5 kst
Exons: 43
Coding region: 222-12434 (4070 amino acids)
Biological process (GO): actin cytoskeleton organization
Cellular component (GO): cell junction; cortical actin cytoskeleton; cell projection
Molecular function (GO): actin filament binding; phospholipid binding
Source: RefSeq, a predicted model, not a curated record